Caenorhabditis remanei is the source of this 1599-nucleotide messenger RNA. RefSeq lists its product as uncharacterized. The record is from RefSeq and is a predicted model, not a curated record. The coding region runs from base 1 to 1599 and encodes 532 amino acids. The transcript has 9 exons. NCBI's taxonomy places the organism in Eukaryota, Metazoa, Nematoda, Chromadorea, Rhabditida, Rhabditidae.
AUGUAUCGAGAGAUAACAACAAGUUCAGAAAUUGAAUCGAGUACCAACGUUGUGACAGGAGUUCAUUUUUUGUGUCUGGAUCACUUGACAAACGGGAGCUCCUCAAAGUCAUCAAGUAGUAGCGAAUUUGUUGGAAAGGUGAUAUUGACACUUGACGACGAUAAGGAGGAGUCAGACUACGUUCACUACAUUAAACUCAUCGCGCGCAUUUCGGAAGAUGGCUCUGAAUCGGUCGUCUAUAAUAGCUGGUGCUAUAAUUCGAACUGUAAUAUCAGUUUCAACGAGUUCACCUGUUCAGAAGUCCGUCUCCAAGUAUCCUCCUUCAACAAGGAUGGACUCGUCGGUCGGCAUGCAUUUUCAAAAUGGUACAAUACCGAGAAGCAUCUUUCGAAUACACCAAUCAACAUGUCACUAAAAAAUGUAGAAUGGAAUGAGGAUAAAGCUGCUGCACGGUUCGAAUAUAAGCCAGCAACAAGUCAUGAAGUACCAGUAUGCGCAUUUUAUGUGAAAUACAAAAAUGCAUUGAGCUCCGAAUACAAAGAAGUGAACUUCUAUUUGGACCACACGGAGGAGGUUCUCGUUGAAAACUUGGAUUUCAAUCAAAACUAUUCGAUGCAUUUUGUUAGCAGCCCAAACGAUGCAGAAGGCAAUGUUAAUGUAGCGGUUCCUGCGUGUAAUAAAAUGGUAGAUGAUGUGACGAUGUGUGCUCCACCACCUGUUUCAGUCGUAUCUUCAACCUGGAAUACAUCUUCAUUAUCCGAGAAUGUGUUGAUUAUUGUAUGGAAGUAUUAUUCAGAUGAGAAAAACAAUCAGAUUGACAGUGUCGUACGGACAUCUCAUUUUCAGUUGACUGUGCAUCCGCUCAUAACUGGUAACAACGAAAAAUGCGAGAAAUAUGAACCGAUUCGGCGAGAAGUCUUCUAUACCCAUCGAAGAGUUGUCUUUCAUGUUCCUGACUCAAAGUGUAAUUAUGAAGUGGAAGUAUCAGUGUUUGAUACCAAACGGAGGAGAAGUGAGACGAAAAAGAUCAAGAUUGCCCGUGUCAACGAACCAUCGUACAUGGCUCUCCUUUCCCCGACUGACUAUCCUACAACUGCUUCUGGUUCGAAUGACGCCAUUGUUGCCGAUCCAAAUCUUCAACCGCCAGAGAUUAUUAUGGGAAAGAAAUACGAAUCGAAAGGUGACAUCUGGCAGUUUGGAAUGUGCCUUGUGGAUAUGUGCACUCUCGGAGUUCCAUAUCAGAUUCAGAAGAAUAUUCCAGUCUCUGGAAUCACCGAGUUCACAGUAUUCGGUUCCGAUAACCCGUGCAAUACUCCUGAAAUCGCUGAAAAACUAUGGUCACUUUGUACGAAUCCACAAUUAGACGGUUGUAUUCGAAGUGGUUUCCUUGAUGUCUACUACUCUCUAUAUGCUCUCGGAACACCACCAGCAGUCGGAGGACCGGAUGAAUCAAUUGGAAUACAUCGUGCAUAUGUCACUGUUCCGAAUGCUGCUUCCACUUUUGCAACGUCACAAUGGCAUAACAGUGGGUAUGAGGCAGCGAGGAGAUCACCGCCACGAAGAGAUUUCGGAGAUGAAAUGAUGAAUUUAAUGCAUUAG